GCGACAUGAGAAAAUCCGGACCUCGCAAUCGCACCAAGUUCGUGAUGGGUUCCAAAUCGAGACAUCGGUCUCGCUCUCGGUCCAGAAAUCGGAGCCGUGAGCGACAGAAGAAGUCCAAAGUUAGCAGAUCCAGAUCUCCAGAGGACAGGGGCGCUCACAGCCGGUCUGCAGACACGAAAAGACCCGCGCGGGGACGAGGACGCUCGGGCAGCAGGGACUCCAGCGAUGGCUCCCCUGGCCUCCGCCGUAGGCCUGGCCGGAGAGACCGUUCAGGUUCUCGCAGCGGUUCGGAGAGGCGAGGACCACAUCGGGCUGGGAGCCGGUCGAAGAGCCGCUCGUCAAGGUAAACACAAGCAGAAUCAGCUGUUGACUCCUUUAUCCAGACCCGGGCUCAUGUACCCGCUGUGUUUCUGUUUAAGUGUAAAGAUUUGGUGAUUUUGCUAAGUUUGGGUCUUUAAAGGGAUAUUCCGGCGUAAAAUUAAUUUAGGGUCAAACACACCGUAACACCGAGUUAGACACCCCCUCGAGAGAUUAAUGAUGCCGACCACUUGCUUCUCUAGUUUUACCAACUUUCGUAACGACCGCACGAUAGCAAUACACAGCGGUCUGAGGAGCCAUAAAUAAUCCUCAACCAAAACGCCACUCUAUAGCCACAAAUAACGCUCAGAAGGGCACCUAACUUCAUCAACAGUACAUAUAGGGUCCAAGCCAUAGCACUAGCCACCAAACAUCUUUUUCACUUUGCCUAAUUUCUUUAGCAAAGAGACUAAACACAACUCAUCCACUCUCUUCCAGCAGCCGCUUGUUUGUAGAGACAUCGACCAUUCCAUUUCGGACUACAGCAGGUAGACGCAGCUCAAGGAGGAACAUUUUUCGAUCAUUUCUUAAUCAUUUUCUUUAAGUAAUUAUCAACAUAUUAAUUAUUUUACACUAGAGACGCAGUAGUUCUUCUGCCUUAGUGUCUCGGUCUGAUUGCAUUUCCAGUUCCAAUUUUUAUAUGUUAAUAUGUUGUUCCAUGUUCUACCUUGAGCUGCCUCAUCCUGCAGCAGUCAUGCUGCCCUAGGGUUUUGAGGUUUAUUGCUAUCCUGCGGUUGUCACUAAAGUGCGUAUAACUAGAGAAGCAAGCAGUCGGCAAUAUUCAUUUCUUGAAGGGGUGUCUAACUCAGUGUUACAGUGUGUUUGACCUUAAAUUGAUUUUACGCCAGAAUAUUCCUUUAAUACUGUCCGGUAGGGUGGUCACCACAGGCUUAUCUCAAACUUAGGAGGGUUUAUCUUCAUCAAUCACACCUAAAGUAUAAGAAACUAUAAAUGAUUCAUUUUAUAUAAUAUUUUAUAUGAAAAAGUAUUCCUGUCACAUUGCUGAUGGUCACAUUUCUUUAGGUCUUAAAAAAGCAUUGAUGUGCAUUUUUCAACUGUUUUUUAUCUCAAAGUGUCUUUAGGACUCAAAUACAUCAGUCAGUCCGAAGUCAUCAUGUGCCAAAAAAGAAAUGCAAAGAAGCUACUUGCAGUCUGUUAAACACAGCAUAAGAAGUUGGUUUCAACACAGGUGUGGCCUCUGAUAACACUUAAAUUAACAAGUUAUCUGAUUUUCGUCUGUGGCACCAAAAUGCUGCUUUGAGUUUUUUUUUUUUUUUUUUACCCAGAUUUAUGAUUUGUAAUAAUUCUAGUAAUUCUGGCAUUGGAAAAGUUAAGAACUAAUUAUUGUUUUAGAUUCUAUUACAUGAGGUUUGACAAACAAGUUAACAAUGUUGUUAGGGUUAGUUUCUUUUAACUACGUCUCCUGGCCAAGGUCAAAAUGUUUUUAAGCUGUCACGACCUUGAGAUAGCCAUCCAUGCUCCAAUCAGCUUAAGAUUAGACUUUUGUAAUGCACUUCACGUUGACAUCUCCCAGUCAUCUCGUAGUCACCUUCAACUUGUCCAAAAUGCUGCUGUCCGUUUUUUAACUGACACUAACAGACGUGAGCACAUCACUCCUGUCCUUAGCUCCCUUCAUUGGCUUCCCGUCUCUUAUAGGAUUGAUUUUGAACUUUUAAUGUUUGUUUUUAAAGCUUUUAGUGGCAUUGCCCCCAUCAAUUUAACUGAGCUUUAGACAGUUCGGGAGCUGGGUAGAGCUCUGAGGUCAUCAAAUAAACUUCUGCUGGAGGUGCCCAGGUCAAAACACAAGCACUGGGGUGACUGAGCCUUUUCAGUUGCUGGUCCCAGGCUCUGGAAUAAGCUCCUCACCGAAAUGAGACUUAUUUCCGACCUGGGCCUUUUUAAAUCUUGAUUGAAAACAUACUUAUUUAUGCGUUUUUUUAAUACCCAGUAACGUGGUGACACUUUAUGUCAUUGCAUUGUAUUUUAUUCUUUUUUAAAAUUGUUUUUAUUGCUUUUUAUUGGUUUUAUUUAUUCAUUUUUUAUUUUCUAUUGUAAAGCACUUUAGUUCACCGAAAGGGUUGUUGUAAAGGGCUGUAUAAAUAAAGAACAUUUACAUUUACAUUUACAUUGAUGGCUGUCCAAAAGCAAAAAUGUGCUGAGGUUUGUCUUUUCUCUGUCUUAGCUCUGAUUCUGACGACCGCAAAGUGCAGAGGAUGAGACAUAAACAGGAGAAGCAACAAGGGCCCUCCCGAGAGAGGAGAAGGGCAGGAUCCAACUCCAGUGACAGAAGCAGUGACGGGGAAAGGAGGAGACGAGAGACCCCUGUCAGAGACAGGCAGAAGAGGGACAGGGAGAAAGAAAGAUGGAGGAGUGACAGCAGAGACAGGGAAAGAAAAACAGAAAGAGACAAAAGUAGAGAGCGGAGGAAGAGAAGUGAGGACAGGGAGCGAGGGAGGAGCGUGAGAAGUAGAGAGAGGACAGACAAAGACAGGGGGAGACAGCGCUCUGCUUCACCUGAUUCAUCUGACAGCUCUGGGUCUGAACAUGGGGAACAUGCAUCCAAAGAGAAAGAGGAAAAAAAAAAACAGAGGGAGAUGUUGAAAGCUCUGGAGACACCAGAGGAGAAGAGGGCUAGGAGGCUGGCAAAGAAAGAAGCAAAGGAGAAGAAAAGGAGGGAAAAGAUGGGCUGGAGUGAGGAGUACAUGGGAUACACCAACGCAGAUAAUCCCUUCGGUGACAACAACUUAUUAGGCACAUUCAAAUGGCAGAAGGUGAGUUUAAUAUCUCUUUUGUAGAAUUUUAAGUGAUUUUUGAAGGUUUUAAGGCAAACUUUGUUGUGAGAAUUGUAAUUAUCAAGCUUUCUCUUUUCUGUGUGUAUUUUAUUAGGCACUGGAUAUGAAAGGCAUCGGCCAUCUUGGGGAAAAAGACCUUAAAGAAAGGAACAAACGUAUUCAGGAGGAGAACCGCAGAGAGCUACAGAAGGUAUGAGUUUUGAGAAGUGUUAUUUGUAGUUAUGCUGUUGUGUUGCCACAGAGUGAUGACUUACAACCCCUGAUGUUUUCUUGGAAUGUAAAGGUAAAACAGCUGCGUCUGGAGAGGGAGCGAGAAAAGGCCAUGAGAGAAACUGAGUUGGAAAUGCUGCAGAGGGAGAAGGAGGCAGAGCAUUUUAAGACCUGGGCUGAGCAGGAGGACAAUUUCCAUCUGCACCAGGCCAAACUCAGGUAAGAGUGCCUCAAUAAUCAAUACAUUUCACUUAAGUAAGUUUGUGAAUGAGUGCAGUGAAGAUCCUGACCCACAACAGUUUCUUCAAAAGUUUUUUAUAACUCUUGACAAUAAUGUGAGUAUUUUGUGCACAGGUCUAAGAUCAGAAUCAGAGAUGGCCGUGCCAAACCUAUUGACCUCUUGGCGAAGUACAUCAGUGCAGAAGAUGACGACCUUGCUGUGGAGAUGCACGAGCCAUACACCUUUCUCAACGGGCUCACUGUCACCGACAUGGAUGAUCUGCUGGAGGACAUUAAGGUGUGCAGUUACGUUCUACUAGCGUGUAAAUAUUAUGUAACCAGUUUAGAGUUGCAUGGAUCCCAUAGAUAGGAUUUUGCAGCUGGUGGGUAGUAAUGCAAUUGCAAGUGUAACUAAAACUUCAUGAUUGUUCAAACUCAAUCUUGGAUCAACUUUAUUCAGAUACAAACUUGAACCUUUAAAUCAGUGGUUCUCAAGUCCAGUCCUCAAGCCCCCCCCUGUCCUGCAUGUUUUGGAUGUUUCCCUGCUCCAACACACCUGAUUCAAAUGAUUAGCUUGUUAUUAAGACAUUACAGAGCUUGAUAACGAGCUGAUCAAUCAGGUGUGUUGAAGCAGGGAAACAUCCAAAACAUGCAGGACAGUGGGCCUUGAGGACUGGACUUGAGAACCACUGCUUUAAAUGAUCAGCAAAUACAAAUUACAUAGAACCUCACCAUCCAAACUAUAACCCUAACUGAAAAAUAAGCAGGAUGCUGUGUAAAAUAUAUACAAAAAAGAAUUUUUAGGUUUACAAAAAGUUUAAACCCUGUAUUCAAUUGAAAGAAGUGCAAAUACCACAUAUCAGAUGUUGAAACUGAAAUGUUUCAUUAUUUGAUUAUAAGAAUACGAUCAAUUUAAAUGUGAUGUCAGCAACAUGUUUCAUAAAAGUUUGGCCGGGGCAUGUUCUCGGUGGGGUUUCACUCCAUAAACAUUUGGGAAUCAGAGAGAUCAAUUUAUGGAGUUUCGAAAGUAAAAUGUUGCCCCAUUCUCACCUGAUAGUGUCUUUAUAACUGGAACGUCUGAAAAGCUGGUUGUCCCUCUCCUCUUUAGAGCGACAGCCAUGAUUUCAAGAAAGAAUGUCAGACUUUGAUUCGCCAAACUACAGGACAGUGUUCCACUUUAUCUCAGUCCACGCAUCUUGCAGUGACAGGUUAUGUUCAUAGUCAUGUCUAUUUUCAAGCAGUGCCCCUAGGAACCCUAAGGUCACAGGGAGCCAGUACUGAGUCAGUAUUCCAGUUCUCUGUCUUUUCUAAAUUUAAGGUUAGGGUUUUUAUGCCUUCAUAUUUAGAGGGUAGGAUAAUGGAAAGAGUAGGAGAAAGAGAGUACAGUGACAUGAAGGAGAGAGGCUCCAGGCUGGAAUGGAAUCUGGGCCGCCUGCUUGAGGACCAUAACCUCUGUACAUGGUCUGACUUAUGAACUUUGGACAGGCAGAACUGAAAUGGAACCCUCAACCUUCCACUGAGAGAUGACUGACUCAACCACUGAGCCACAUCUGACCCCCUGAACUAUUUGACUGUUUGAUCCGAGCGGUGAACUUCUCCCUGUUACCUCUUAUAUGCACUGCCAUAUUAGAAUUAACCUUAUUGGUCAGGACCUUAACGUGGAAAUAUACAUACCAACUUUUCAAUACAGUUUAUUUGUGGUUAAAGAAUAUGUCAAAUUAUUAAAAUGUUCAGGUUCUCAUUUGUAGAUCUUUUGAAGAGAUUUGUCUACUGUUGGAUUGGUCUACGCUUGUCAUAUCAUUACCUGCCAAUGAGGGGCGCCAAACUGUUAAAAACAACAUCUUAUUUUCACUUGGACUUAUUUACUUGUGAAUGAAAUCUGAAAAAAAGAGCAAUGCCUCCAUUUUAAACGGAAACUCAAGUUUGAAAUUGAUUUUAAGUGUUAUUGUCAUGAAGAUAUACAAACCCUGCAUGUGGUUUACUGCAUGAGUGUUGUUCUUUUGUAGGUGUACAUGGAGCUGGAGCAAGGGAAGAACGUGGACUUCUGGCGAGACAUGACAACCAUCACUGAGGACGAGAUCAGCAAAUUGAGAAAGCUGGAGGCCUCUGGAAAAGGACCAGGUACUAAACCCCGUUUUUCCCAUCUUUGCAAAUCUUCCCUUAUAUGUGCACCACGAAGCAGUGCUGAACCAGAUUUGUUUUCUUUACUUUCAAUGUAACCUUCAGGUGAUCGUCGGGAGGGCAUCAACACAGCUGUGAGCACUGAUGUACAGAUGGUGUUCAAAGGAAAGACGUACAGCCAGCUGCAGGCGCUGCACCUGAACAUUGAGUCUAAGAUUCGGGCUGGAGGAUCCAAUCUGGAUAUUGGUUACUGGGAGAGUCUGCUGCAGCAAGUCAGAGUCUACAUGGCCAGAGCAAGGUACUUGUUGAAACUCCUCUUGAGCUUUUCUGACUUUAAAUCAAACCUAAAUGUUCUUUAGCAGGAUUGUAAAUGAAAACUUGAUGUUGCAGGUUGAGAGAGCGACACCAGGAUGUUCUGCGUCAGAAGCUGUUCAAACUGAAACAAGAACAAGGAGUGGAGAGUGAGCCGUUGUUCCCCAUCAUCAAAGAGGAGCCGAGCAGCGAAGAAGAGUAGGUUAACCUCGAGCUUCACACAGUAUACGCAUCCUGGGAUCUGUAGCUUAGCAAUCCGGGGUUAAAGUUUCACUUCACAUUUACCUGAUUCUCACCUGCUUCUUUUUUUAAGCAUGUGUUAACACUUGAAAAAUCUUGUGAAAUACUAAGGACAGAACCUCUUCUUAACUAUAGAAACUUUAAACUCAUUUUUUUUUGUAACUCCAGGGAGAGAGAAGAUCAGAUAAGGGCAACAGAAGAGACCAGCCAGCCUUCAUCCUCUCCCCCCAGUCACAGAGAAAGGGGGACCAGAGAGGAUGAGGAGGAGGAAGAGGAGGCUGGUCCAUCAACAUCCACAGCAAACCAAGAUGAAGAGCAGAAUGACAAGGAUGACAAGAAGGAUGAAGAGAAGGGAGAAGUGGUGGAAGCCGUGCUGACAGAGGAGGACCUGAUCCAGCAAAGCCAGGCGGAGUACGACUCUGGCCGCUACAGUCCCACACUUCUCAUGCAGUCCGAACUUCCACUGGACACACACACCAUCACACCAGAAGAAGACACACACAGGCUGCAGUUGGCACGCAGACAGCUCCAAGUCACAGGUACUGGAAAAACACACAGACAAACAAACACACACAGUUUAAAUGUGAAAAUGGCAGAGUCACAAAAUAGUCACCAGAUGGCACCAGAAAAUUUUGCCAAUAGAAAUAUCACAACCUAGAAUAAACAGUAAACAACAACAGCAGCCAACUGUUGAACUAUCUGCUUUUUUUGUUGGAGAUAUUGAUCAAUCUGAGGUGGAGAAAAAGAAAAAGUUGAUUUUCAAACAUGUUCCCUCCGAUUUUGUAACAGGUGAUGCCAAUGAGAGCGCUGAAGAUGCUUUUGUGCGUCGUGCCAGAGAGGGAAUGGGCAACGACGAGGCCCAGUUCAGCGUGGAGUUCCCUGUCACGGGUAAAAUGUACCUGUGGGCCGACAAAUACCGUCCGAGGAAACCCCGCUUCUUCAACAGGGUCCACACUGGCUUCGAGUGGAACAAAUACAACCAAACGCAUUAUGACUUCGACAACCCGCCACCCAAAAUCGUCCAGGGUUACAAGUUCAACAUCUUCUACCCAGACCUGAUUGACAAACGCUCCACCCCGCAGUACUUCCUCGAGCCCAGUCCUGACAACAAGGACUUUGGGAUUUUGAGGUUCCAUGCUGGUCCUCCAUAUGAGGAUAUUGCUUUUAAGAUUGUAAACAGGGAGUGGGAGUACUCACACAGACACGGUUUCCGCUGUCAGUUCGCCAAUGGAAUCUUCCAGUUAUGGUUCCACUUCAAGAGAUACCGCUACAGAAGAUAGAGGCCGCAUACUGGACGGACCAAAAGCCAGUCGCUGGAUUUGAACCAGUACUAUACAGGCUGUGCAGUCAGUAUACUUUGUUGUUCUGUUUUACAUUCACUCAAAAAGGCGGUUUCUAAAUCCUUCAAUGUUGUUGUGUGGAAAAUUUAACUGUAAUGUAGCCUGAAAAUGUCAAAUUAAAGAUUUUUUUUUACACUCAGAAA
Molecule: messenger RNA, 7734 nt
Organism: Xyrichtys novacula (pearly razorfish)
Lineage: Eukaryota; Metazoa; Chordata; Actinopteri; Labriformes; Labridae
Source: the annotation of a GenBank genome assembly